This is a messenger RNA of Melospiza melodia melodia, 2666 nucleotides long. Its product is annotated as LIM homeobox transcription factor 1-alpha-like. Gene Ontology annotation, cellular component: nucleus. The record is from RefSeq and is a predicted model, not a curated record. NCBI's taxonomy places the organism in Eukaryota, Metazoa, Chordata, Aves, Passeriformes, Passerellidae. Gene Ontology annotation, biological process: regulation of transcription by RNA polymerase II; neuron differentiation. Gene Ontology annotation, molecular function: RNA polymerase II transcription regulatory region sequence-specific DNA binding; DNA-binding transcription factor activity, RNA polymerase II-specific.
GCCGCGCCGGGCCCGGUGUCACUGUCGCGAUCCCGCUGUCGCCGCCACUGUCGCGAUCGCGGCGCCGUUGUCGCCGUCCCCGUCCCGGUGUCGCCGUCGCGGUCCCGGUGAGUUCCCCGCGGUCACGUCGGGGAUCCCAUCGGGGCCGCCGUGUCGCGACAGUCGCGACGGGCGGGGUGAGCGGCGGUGCCGGGCGGUUCGGGAGCGCCGGGAGGAGCCGCGGGAGCGGCACCGGGGACGGCGCGUCCCGGUUCUCCUGCCCGGGGUCUUCCCGGUUUUACCCCGCUCCCAUCCCGCUCUCAUCCCUGUUUUACCCCCGCUCCCGUCCCGGGAGCUCUUCCCGCUCCGAUCUCGGCGCUUUCCCGGUUUUUCUCCUCUCCGCUCCCGGUUUCUGCCCGGUUCCCCCUCAGUCCGCUCCCGCUCCCAUCCCGGGCUCUUCCCGGUCCUUUCCCGCGCUCCCAUCCCGGUUUUUUGCCCGGUUUUUCCUCACUCCCAUCCCGGUGCUUUCCCUGUCCCUCCCCGUUCCCGAUUUUCUCUCGCUCCGUUCCCGGUCUCCUCCCGGCUCUCCUUCCCGCUCCUCUCCCGGCGCUUUCCCGGUUCCUCCCCGCUGCGCUCUCCGUUCCUUCCCGGUUUUCCCCCACUCCCAUCCCAUUUUCCCCCGGUUUUCCCUGGUUUUUCCCGACGUUUCCUCUCCUCUGCAGCCACCGGGAUGAAGCCGGAGGAGGCUCCGUCCUGCCGGGAGCAGGGAACGCCGCUCCCUGGAGCCGGCUCCCCGCCCGCCGCGCUCCCGGUGCUGUGCGCGGGCUGCGGCCGCGGCAUCUGGGACCGGUUCCUGCUGCGGGUGAACGAGCGCUCGUGGCACGAGCGGUGCCUGCGCUGCUCCGAGUGCGGCCGCGCCCUGCGGGGCCGCUGCUUCAGCCGCGAGCGCCGCCUGCUCUGCCCGCCCGACUACGAGCGUCUGUCCCGCUCCCCAAACUCUCCAUUUCCCCGGAUUUCCCCCCAAUCUCUCCGUUCCCCAGGCUCCCCGCCCGCCGCGCUCCCGGUGCUGUGCGCGGGCUGCGGCCGCGGCAUCUGGGACCGGUUCCUGCUGCGGGUGAACGAGCGCUCGUGGCACGAGCGGUGCCUGCGCUGCUCCGAGUGCGGCCGCGCCCUGCGGGGCCGCUGCUUCAGCCGCGAGCGCCGCCUGCUCUGCCCGCCCGACUACGAGCGGCUGUUCCCGCGGCGCUGCGGCCGCUGCCUGGGCGCGCUGGGGCGCUCGGAGCGCGUCCUGCGGGUCCCGGGCCGCGUUUUCCACGAGCGCUGCCUCCGCUGCGGCUCCUGCGGCCGCCGCCUCCGCAGCGGCGACGAGUUCGUGCUGCGGGACGGGCGCAUCCUGUGCCGCGGGCACGCCGAGCCCGAGCCCGGGCCCGGGGCCACCAGCCCCGCCGCCGAGGAUGGAGCUCGGAGCGAGGACGAGGAGGGCCGGGAUUCCCGGUGCUCCCGGAAUGCCGGCGGGAAGGAUCCCAAACGUUCCAAGCGGCCCCGAACCAUCCUGAGCUCCCAACAGCGCCGGGCGUUCAAAGCCUCCUUCGAGGUCUCCUCCAAACCCUGCCGGAAGGUGCGGGAGACGCUGGCGGCCGAGACGGGGCUGACGGUCCGGGUGGUCCAGGUGUGGUUCCAGAACCAACGAGCCAAGAUGAAGAAGAUUGCCCGCAGGCAGCAGCAGCAGGAGCAGCUCGGGAAUUCCAGAGGGGCAAUUCCAGGCGGGAGAGGACCCGGGAGAGCGGCCGGGAUGGGAAUGAGGAUGAGGAGGGUCAGGAAUGACGGGAAUGGGGUGGGAAAACGGGAAUGGGGUGGGAAAAUGGGGAUGGAGUGGGAAAACAGGAAUGGGAGUGGGAAAAUGGGAAUGGGGUGGAUCAGGGAUGGAGGGAUCAGGAAUUGGGAAGUCACAACAUCCCCAUCCCACAUCCCGAUAUCCCAUAUCCUGAUAUCUCACAUCCUGAUAUUCCACAUCCCGCCAUUCCCGACGUUCCCAGGCCUGCAUCAGAUCCUGGUCCCAUUUUCCCGGAUUCCGCCGCCGCCCCUGGAGCCCAACGGAUUCAGGAGCGAGGCCGGAACAUUCCGGGGAACCCCCCCGGAGCUCCGGCCCUAUGACUCUGAGGGAGUUUUCCAGGAGCUGGACGGGGACACCCUGGGAUCCUUGGGAGCGGCCUUGAUCUCCACAGAGAAUUCCCAGCAGCUGAUCCUCGGGAAUGCUGGAAUUCCUGAAAUCCCCGAGCCCAGGGAUGCCCUGGAGCGCCUGUACCCCGGGAAUGCCAGAAUUCCCAAAAUGCCCGAGCCCGGGAAUCCCAUGGAGCGCCUCUACUCCAUGCAGAGCUCCUACUUCACCUCCUGACAGCCCGGAAUUCCCGAAAAUCCCAGUCCUGGGAAUCCCAAAAAAACUGGGAUCAAUCCCCCCCCUGCCCAGGAUUCUGCUGGAAUUUGGGAUUUUCCCACUGCUCCCCUGCCAAUUUUGAGAAAUUUUGGGGGGGGGGGGAAUUUUUGGGAAUGCUUCUUUUUUUUUUUUUUUUUUUGCAUGUCUGGUGGGAAAUAAAUCCCAGGAAAAAAAAAGAAAAAAAAAAGACAGAAAAGUUUUGGGAAUUUGGGGUGGGAUUGGAAUUCCCAGAAUUUUGGGGCUCCCAAGGGUU